This is a messenger RNA of Penicillium hordei, 1056 nucleotides long. Its product is annotated as shikimate dehydrogenase family protein. NCBI's taxonomy places the organism in Eukaryota, Fungi, Ascomycota, Eurotiomycetes, Eurotiales, Aspergillaceae. The transcript has a single exon. Gene Ontology annotation, molecular function: shikimate 3-dehydrogenase (NADP+) activity. The coding region runs from base 1 to 1056 and encodes 351 amino acids. The record is from RefSeq and is a predicted model, not a curated record. Gene Ontology annotation, biological process: shikimate metabolic process; chorismate biosynthetic process.
AUGUCCGUCACAGAAAUCAACCAAACACCACCAGAAGAGCCCAUGGCCAUCCCCUCCAACCGCGAUGGCGUCGCCUAUCUGUACGGUCACCCUCUUCUGAACUCUCUUUCCCCACCCCUACACCAGACAGUCUACAAUGCGCUCGGUCUCAACUGGACCCAAAUCCCCCUAUCCAGUGUGUCCGGCUCAUCAGAGACAUACCCUCCUCCCUACACACGGUCGCCACCGAUUGAGAAAUACCUGGCAUCGAUCAAGUCCAAUCCCAAGUUCGUCGGCUCGUCCGUGACGAUGCCUCACAAGGUCGCGAUCAUGCCAUACCUCGACGAUCUCACCGAGCACGCCCGCCAAGCCGGCGCCUGCAACACCAUCUUCCUGCGCGACGACCCAACAACCGGUCAGCGCCAGUACGUCGGCACCAACACCGACUGCGACGGCAUCCGGGAAGCCCUCACCAAGAAUGCGCCUGACCCAUCACGCUUCCGCGGCCGGCCCGCGCUCAUCAUCGGUGGUGGCGGCACUGCCCGCACUGCCAUCUACGUUAUGCGCCGCUGGCUCGGUUCCAGCCGCAUCUACGUCGUCAACCGCGACGCCGCUGAAGUCGCCGCCAUCCUCGAAGAAGACCGUCGCCGCAAUCCUGACCCCAAUGCCCAGGCUCCUCUUAUUCCAGUUACCGACCCUGCUGAGGCUGCCCGUCUCGAGUCCCCCGCCGCUAUCGUCUCCGGUAUCCCCAACUACCCCCCGAAAUCACCUGAAGAACUGCGCGCUCGCGCUAUUAUCGAGGCUUUCUUGGGUACUGCUGCCGAUGCGGAGAAGCAGCAGGGUGUCAUUCUGGAGAUGUGCUACCACCCCACGCCCUGGACUGAGAUCGCUCACUUGGCUUCUGCCGGCGGGUGGAAGGUUAUCCUCGGCUCUGAGGCUCUGAUCUGGCAAGGUCUGGAGCAGGCCCGUCUUUGGACUGGAAAGGAUGUUAUCGGCACCCCUGGUCUUGUGCAGGAGGUUAAGGAUCUUGUUGCUAAGACCAUUGCGGAACGGGGAUCUGCGAAGUCUAGCCUGUGA